Triticum aestivum (bread wheat) is the source of this 2314-nucleotide messenger RNA. RefSeq lists its product as uncharacterized. The coding region runs from base 480 to 1766 and encodes 428 amino acids. The record is from RefSeq and is a predicted model, not a curated record. Gene Ontology annotation, molecular function: metal ion binding. The transcript is spliced from 6 exons. NCBI's taxonomy places the organism in Eukaryota, Viridiplantae, Streptophyta, Magnoliopsida, Poales, Poaceae.
CCAUUCCUACCAGUUUUUAUACCCACACCACACUCCCCUCCCCACCUCUCUCCCUCUCUCUCUCCUUCGCUUCCCUCUCCUCCGCUCGCCGCUUCUCCCGGGGACAGCACCAGCCCUAGCGGAGCGGAGCCGUAUCCCAGCCCGGCGCGCGCCCGUUGCGCCGCGGUCGGUCCUUGUCACCUGCCAGAUCCAGACCCGGUGCCAGACCGCCGGGAUCCUCCGCGACGGUGGCGCUGUGGGGCAAGUGCCUGGACGCCGCCACUCCCUGAUCGGGGCUGCCUACUCGCGUGAUUCGAGCACUGUUUCCCGCUGGAAAAGAAAUCUGGAUUCAAAGCCAUCUCGAUGUGAUGAACUGCGCCUAGCAACCUACUUUGCCAGGUAGAGCGAGCUCAUGAAUUUGCAUCACAUGGAUGGAUUCUCAGCAUUUUGAGUUUGGGUGAUCAAAUCAGCAUCAUAUAGAUUUCUUUUGCUCGGCCGACAUGGGAGCUAAUUGCUGUAUUGCUGCAAAGCAGAGGCCUCAGCCAUGUAUCAUUCCAGUUGAAGUGUCAGCUUACAGGAAUGUAAGACACUCCCCAUCAUGGAGCUUCCGAUGGGAUAACAGAACACAUAUAGAAGACAUAAUGGAAAUCCCCACAUUUUUGUCCAACCAUAGUAGUGGAAGCAUUAGGCCUGAAACAAAGAGUGGUUCCAUUGCGCCAACUGAAGGCUUUUCUAAUGGCGGUAGCCCUUCUGAACUGUUCCACAAGGUCAAGUGGCAGAAAUCAGAAAAGAAGAUGGAAACAUCUAAAGUUGCACAAUCUGAUCCUAGAGAUAGACCCACUGCAAGUAACUCCUCCCCCGAGGCAAAGCUUUGUAGGAAAUCACUAGACAUGGUAAGUGUUGCUUCAGAUACGAAGGCAUCAACCUCUGUCCCUUCAACACCACCUGUAGUAUCCAGAGCAGAUCCUUCAUCCUCUAGGGGGCAUUCUCUAGGGAUUGAUACAGACUCAAUGAGGAAAGCACGUCGCUCACCAGGAUAUCAACUAUAUAGACAGGUCUCAGACAGCAAGAUUCCAUCUCUCAGGUCUCUCAAUGAGAGCAACUCUCCUGAAGGAAGGCCUUCCCCCUCCAUGCUCUCAGUCUGCAGCAAUGAUUUAUCUGUAGCAGGAUCACAUGGAGAGUCAUCUGAUGGUUGGUCAAUGCGAACAUUUUCUGAAAUGGUUGCAUCAUCCCAAAGAGAGAGAUGGUCAAUUGAUAGUGAGCUCUUAGGUUCCGUUUCAAGUAAAAUGACUCGAUCAAAUGCUUCAAAUCGUACUACCGUCUCCCCUGACCAAGAGGUGUGCAAACUAUGUUUAAAGCCACUAAAGGAAAGGUCAGCGUGGAAUGCCCAGGAUCUGGGUGUUGUCGCUGUUUUAUUGUGUGGCCAUGUUUACCAUGCUGACUGCCUGGAUAGCUUAACUGCAGAAGCUGAGAAAUAUGAUCCUCCUUGUCCCGUAUGCACCCACGGUGAACAAUGUACUGUGAAGCUAUUCGGUAAGCUGGAAUCAAAGAUAAAGAACAAGAUACCUACAAAUGUGAUACUCGAUGGUGAUCUAGAUGGGAGCUCUAAGCAUCAAAAGAAAAGUAAGAGAGUUCCCAGAUUAGGCACAAGGAUCAGUAUGAAGGACUCAUUCAGUCGGCCAUUUUUGAGGAGGCAUUUCUCAAUUGGCUCCCGGCCACCCCGGUUAGUUUCAGAGAGCGAGUCAACAAGGAAGAAGGGCUUCUGGGCGAGGCACUGGAGAGAAUAGCAUAGUACUCAGUCAUCACACAGGAGGGUUCUUGAAGAGGAAGUGAACUCCCAAGCAUAUCAUGUGGGUUUUGUAGUCGUACUAGAAGUAUGGGUUCAAGAUUCGGGGAGAAUCCCAAGCAAAUCAUGUGAAAGAUAUUUGCUGUCGGGCAACCAUCGUACUAGAAGUUCCUCCCACUCGUCAUGUUCAGAGUUGGGAACUCGGAGUGCUGUCAUCGGUUUCCAGGAUAGAAGAAUAAUAACAGUUUCUAUACUAUGCAACUGAGGGUUCUUGCAGACCCCGUCGCAGCUUAUUAGCAAGUAACCUAACAGAGAAGGGGAUGGCCUUCAGGCUGAAGGUAGGAUCCAGCAUGGUAGAUUGUUAUGUUUGCAGUUUUUCUUCUUCGUAUUAUUGGUUAUGCGCACCAGCGAUUGUUUGAUCUGAUACAUAAUUUGGGAACUAUCGUACAUAGCUGAUGCUAUUUGUUUGAUUAAAAUGCAUCACCGAAGGCGUCGAUGGAUUUAUGGGGAUUAUGUUUACAAGGAAUAUGUCUUUCUCUUCGUCCAGAA